This is a messenger RNA of Arachis duranensis, 2292 nucleotides long. RefSeq names its product floral homeotic protein APETALA 2. Gene Ontology annotation, biological process: regulation of DNA-templated transcription. Gene Ontology annotation, molecular function: DNA binding; DNA-binding transcription factor activity. NCBI's taxonomy places the organism in Eukaryota, Viridiplantae, Streptophyta, Magnoliopsida, Fabales, Fabaceae. The transcript has 10 exons. The coding region runs from base 416 to 1933 and encodes 505 amino acids. The record is from RefSeq and is a predicted model, not a curated record.
AGCAAGGAAGGAAGUGAUGGUUUCGGGUAAGGUUGCUGAAACUGGCCUCGUCUAUGCUGUAUUGGGCACUUAAGGGAAUACAAAGAUCCUUCACCUUCUCCCUCUUUAUUAUUGCCCUUUUUCCCAACACCUACCCUUCUCUCCAGUCCUAGGUUUGAUUUUUUCUUCUCUCUCUCUCUCUUCUCAUUCCCCCUCUUUCAUCUCUCUCUCUCAAUUAAAGUCCACACACUCACUUGGCUUGCAUCCAAACCAGAGCAAGAAGAAACUCAGAGAGAGUACCAUGAAUCAUAAAUCUCCUUGUACUUUAAUUUCGUGCUUAAUACAUAUAUUUUCUUUCUCUCGCUAAUGCCUCACCCUCUAUCUAUAUAGUAGCUACCUGAAACAAGUGUUCAAACUUGAAACAAGAAACGGAAGAAUGUGGGAUCUGAAUGACUCUCCCGACCACAGAAAGGACUACGACUCUGAAGAAGCUUGUUCUUCACCCAAGACUGCCACUACUUCCAUGGACGAUGACGUCAGAGGCAAGACCCUCCGAUCUGCCUCCAAUUCCAGCUCCUCUGCAGUCCUCCUAGAAGACGGAUCCGAAGAAGACGAAGAACAAGCCAGCAGAACAACAACUACUCUCAACAACAUCAACAGUACCAGCAAGAUAUUCGGCUUCUCCGUCACCCCCAUGGACGGCGACGACAACCCUCCCGUGACCCAUCAGUUUUUCCCGGUGGAGGACUCCGGCUGUGGCGGAGGAGGAGGAGGAAGCUCGUCGUCGUCGUCGUUCCCUCGAGCGCACUGGGUUGGCGUGAAGUUCUGCCAAUCGGAAGCAGCAGUUGGGGGCGGUGGGAAAUCGGCGGCGGUGGAAGUAUCUCAGCCUAUGAAGAAGAGCCGGAGAGGACCAAGGUCUCGGAGCUCACAGUAUAGAGGAGUGACCUUUUACCGAAGAACGGGUCGUUGGGAAUCUCAUAUUUGGGAUUGUGGAAAACAAGUUUAUCUGGGUGGAUUUGACACCGCACAUGCAGCUGCUCGUGCUUAUGAUAGAGCGGCAAUUAAGUUCCGCGGAGUGGAGGCUGACAUUAACUUCAACAUAGAAGACUACGAAGAAGACUUGAAGCAGAUGACGAAUUUGACAAAGGAAGAAUUUGUGCACGUGCUUCGGCGACAAAGCACUGGCUUUCCAAGAGGAAGUUCCAAAUAUAGAGGCGUUACCUUGCACAAGUGUGGAAGAUGGGAGGCUCGUAUGGGCCAAUUUCUAGGCAAAAAGUACGUUUAUCUGGGCCUCUUUGACACUGAGAUUGAAGCUGCCAGGGCAUAUGACAAAGCAGCAAUCAAAUGCAAUGGCAAAGAGGCCGUCACCAAUUUUGAUCCCAGCAUCUAUGAAAACGAGCUUAAUUCUGAAUCGUCAGGAGGCAACGGUGCAGCAGAUCACAAUCUGGAUCUAAGUUUGGGCAAUCCAAGUUCAAAGCAUAGCAGUACAACAGAUUGGCACAAUGAGGGAGCCAACAAUAACAAGCAUAAGCUGGUGAAUAUACUACCAAAACCAUGUAGUAGCAGAAGCAACAUAGAGAGUGAAGCCAUGCCCCCAAUGCGGCUGCUAAGUACUCAUCAAACGCAAUUUCCGCUCUCAAACGAAAUGCAUAGAUACGGUCCUUAUUAUAGAUCCCAUGCAGCUGGAGAAACUCCGCAUCAAAUGCUACACGCGUUUCCACCAAAUUUUCAUUUUCCAAGCAGCAGCAAAGGAGGCCGAAUUGGAAGCGAGCUUUCGCUGUCAUCAUCAAUGAGCGAUCAAGAACAGUGGCAAGCAGGAGCUGGAGGAGGGCCUCCACAUUUGUUAGCAACUGCUGCUGCAGCAUCAUCAGGAUUCCCGCCGCAGAUUUUAACACCCUCGUCCCAAGGUUGGAUCCACAAAAAUGGCUUCCACACUCUCAUGAGACCCUCUUAAUCAUCGAUCAUUUCUUUUUCCACAUUCAAAUAAUUAAUUAAAUAAUUAUUUUAAUUAAUUAAUCUCUUCGACCUCCUGAGCAUAUUUCUUAUAUUUAUAUUUAUAUAUAUGUACAAACAAAUGGGUGCAUUCUAGUCUCUAUUGUUUUAGUAAGCCCAUACAAAAAACCAUAACUUUACCAUGGAGGUGAAAGAAGGGAUAAAAUGGAAAAAAAGGAAACCCAAUUUGGGAAUUCACUGGUCUUGCUCUGCCUCAGUCAAACUAACAAACCGACGCAAAAAUCUUUUAACUCUAGAUACUAUAGAUUCUGCCCUCUGACUCAAAUUAUUAUCAUCAUUUAUAAAUAUUAUUUAUAUGUA